Molecule: messenger RNA, 2877 nt
Organism: Beta vulgaris subsp. vulgaris (sugar beet)
Lineage: Eukaryota; Viridiplantae; Streptophyta; Magnoliopsida; Caryophyllales; Amaranthaceae
Exons: 7
Coding region: 1-2877 (958 amino acids)
Biological process (GO): DNA integration
Molecular function (GO): nucleic acid binding
Source: RefSeq, a predicted model, not a curated record
AUGGUCUUUGAAUUUUCAUUAAAGGACAAGACACAGAAGUGGCUGAACGAUGUCAAUGAAACUGAGUGGAGUGCUAUAUCUGAAGCAUUCCUGAAAGAGUACUACCCUCCCACCAAGACUGCAGAAAUACGACACAAGCUUGCCACCUUCCAACAAGAACCCGAUGAAACACUGAAGGAAGCAUGGAAUAUGUUUAAGGAUCUGCAGCGAGAAUGUCCACACCACAAUUUGGAUAAGUGGUUCAUCAGCCAAGCCUUCUACAAUGGUCUACAACCUCAUAUCAAGAGCACGAUUGAUUCAUCUGCAGGGGGUGUCUUCCUAGAUAAGGGGGUAGAUGAAGGAUACGAUUUUCUGGCCAACUUAGCAGCGAAUGAUCAUAGUUCCUCCAGGACCACUACAAAGAAGAAGUUGAAUGCUGAUGCAUAUGCUUUGUUGUCCUCACAAGUAGCACAGUUGAGCAUGAAGAUGGACUCACUGAAAUCUUCGCAGUCUAGUGAGGAUAGCUCCAGAACUGAAGUUGAGCGCGGGAAAGUGGAUGACGCAGAGAAACGCAAGGAGAAGGUUACUGAUUCUCCUACUCCACCACUACCUUCUCCCCAUAGGAUGCAAAAAUCAAAGGUCGAUCAACAACUUGGAAAAUUUAUGUCUAUGGUCAAAAAUCUUGAGUGCACACAGAUUACUUUACAGAUGGCUGAUCGAUCUGUGAAGUAUCCUUUGGGUAUUUUAGAGGAUGUCCCUACCUUUUUAUGUACUGCUGGUGCUGUUAUUGAUGUAAAAUCUGGCUCUCUAACUUUGAGUGUUGGUGAUGAUACUAUUACUUUUAAGUUAACCAAUGCUAUUAAGUCUCCUAUACUUGAGCACACAUGUUGCAGGAUUGACAUACUUGAUGAGAUCUCUGGAGUAAGUUUUUCACAAUUUCUGUCAGAUGAAUUAUUGGAGACAAGUCUUGAUCUCACUGAUGAUCUUCACAUUGAUACGGUAGCAGAUUGUAAGGUAAUGGAGACUAUUUGCUCUAUUUCCGAACCACAGGUAAAGAAGUUAGAACUUAAACCUUUACCUUCUCACCUCAAAUAUGCAUUUCUUGAUGAUGCUGAGGAAUGUCCUGUGAUUGUCAGUACUAAACUCACAGAUAGCCAGCUUUCACAACUUCUUACAGUGCUUCGCAUGCACAAGAAGGCUAUUGGGUAUAGUAUUGAUGAUCUAAAGGGCAUUAGUCCUGAUUUCUGCAUGCAUAGAAUUAAUUUGGAAGAAAAUCACCGCCCUUGCAUACAACCUCAAAGACGUUUGAAUCCUAAUAUGCAAGAGGUGGUGAAAAAGGAAAUUAUGAAACUACUUGACGCGGGCAUCAUCUACCCCAUCUCAGAUUCUAAGUGGGUGAGCCCGGUUCAAGUUGUUCCUAAAAAGGGGGGGACUACUGUUGUUAAGAAUGAUAAGGAUGAACUAAUUCCUACUCGUACUGUUACAGGUUGGCGGUUGUGUAUUGACUAUCGCAGAUUAAACACUGCCACUCUGAAAGAUCAUUUCCCUCUCCCUUUUAUUGAUCAGAUGUUAGAAAGAUUAGCAAAACAUAACUUUUUCUGUUAUUUGGAUGGAUAUUCAGGUUUCUUUCAGAUUCCCAUUCAUCCAGCUGAUCAGGAGAAGACGACGUUCACUUACCCCUAUGGCACUUUUGCAUAUCGCAGAAUGCCAUUUGGUUUGUGCAACGCCCCUGCCACAUUUCAGAGAUGUAUGAUGGCCAUUUUUUCUGAUUUCAUCGAAAAUAUCAUGGAGGUAUUUAUGGAUGAUUUUAGUGUUUAUGGUUCUGACUUUGAUGUGUGUUUGCAUAAUCUCUCUAAAAUUCUGAAACGUUGUUCUGAGGUGGACAGAGCAAAAAUUGAGGUGAUUGAGAAACUUCCUCCUCCUGUGAAUGUCAAGGGAGUGAGGAGUUUUCUGGGUCACGCGGGUUUCUAUCGCAGAUUUAUAAAAGACUUUUCAAAAAUUGCGAAACCCCUUACUCAAUUGUUGCUCAAGGAUGCCACCUUUGAUUUUACUGAUGCGUGUGUGGAGUCUUUUGACAGGAUUAAGGAAGCAUUGAUCACUGCCCCUAUCAUACAACCUCCAGACUGGAGUCUUCCUUUCGAGAUCAUGUGUGAUGCUAGCGAUUAUGCGGUUGGUGCUGUGCUUGGUCAACGGAAAAACAAAGUCCUCCAUGCCAUCUACUAUGCCAGCAAGACCUUAGAUGAGGCCCAGGUCAAUUAUGCUACUACAGAGAAAGAGUUGUUGGCCAUUGUGUAUGAUCUUGACAAGUUUCGGACCUACCUCAUAGAGUUUGAUUUGGAGAUCCGUGACAAGAAAGGUGCUGAGAAUGUAGUUGCAGAUCAUCUCUCCCGGUUGAGGUUUGAGUCAAGUGCUGACGGUCCCAUAGAUGAUGCUUUUCCAGAUGACCAUCUUUUUGCUGUGUCUACUCAAUCUCCAUGGUAUGCUGAUUUUGCUAAUUAUUGUGUUAGUGGUUCUCAUCCUCCUGAUUUGACAUACCAACAGCGCAAGAAGUUCUAUCAUGAUGCCAAGCAUUAUUUUUGGGAUGACCCACUCUUAUACAAGAAGUGUUCAGAUGGCUUGUUCCGACGAUGUAUAGCUGAUUGGGAGGAUAUUUUGGUUGUUGUGGAUUAUGUGACUAAGUGGGUUGAAGCUGUGGCUUCCAUUACCAAUGAUUCUAAGGUAGUCAUGAAGCUCUUCAAGAAGGUCAUUUUCCCUCGAUUCGGAGUCCCGAGAUUCUUGAUCAGUGAUGGGGGAUCUCACUUUCACCAGCGAACCUUCAAAGCUUUACUGAAGAGAUAUGGAGUCACUCACAAAGUUGGUUUAGCCUAUCAAUUAACGUGUUUUGUGACAAAACAUUAG